This is a messenger RNA of Suricata suricatta (meerkat), 3089 nucleotides long. It is a transcript of the gene AOAH, whose product is annotated as acyloxyacyl hydrolase. Gene Ontology annotation, molecular function: calcium ion binding; acyloxyacyl hydrolase activity. Bases 1435 to 2835 code for a protein of 466 amino acids. The transcript has 19 exons. Gene Ontology annotation, biological process: negative regulation of inflammatory response; lipopolysaccharide catabolic process. The record is from RefSeq and is a predicted model, not a curated record. NCBI's taxonomy places the organism in Eukaryota, Metazoa, Chordata, Mammalia, Carnivora, Herpestidae.
GAUGAUAUUGACUGCAGUUAAUUCCACUGUGAUGGCUGGCGUAUCUGCAGACCCAGCUAGGAUGCAGAUAGAAGCACAGCCUGUCAGACUGGGGCAACGUUGGUGUUGUUCAAGAGGAUGUUCCAGAAAAUACCUGCGUCUCAGUGAGGCUGGCAGAACACUGAGUAUCUAAGGACUUAGAGUACCUAGUUAUGGAAUCAGUUUAUUUAAUUCUCACAAAAACUCAUACAGAAUAGAUAGUAUAUUUUGUUAUCAACCCCUACCAAUGAGAGGACUAAGAAUCAAGAUAUGUUAAGUAAUUCACUCCUUCCACAGAGCUAACGAGAAACCCAUCAUUUAAAUCCAGAUCUAGCUACUUCCAAGUUCCUACCUUCUCAACUACACCAGUAGUUCUCAACCAGACCUCCUCAGUACUAAAUUUCAGGAAGCACCAUUCACAUCACAGGCUAUGUAGAUAUUAAAAUUGUGCAGUACACAACCUGUGCAGCUAUACAUGACAUCCCUGAUUGAAAACCUACCAACUUAAUAGCAUCAUUUUCCCAAGUGCAAUUAAACCCAAGCAAAAUAAUACAUGGCAAGGGCUGAAAAGCACUUCACCAUGCAGAAAUUCAACUUCAGCUUGGCUGUGUAUAGAAGAAUAGCUUUUCUCUCCACUUUGGCCUUCUGUUUACCCCAGUCACCACAUUUUUUCCUUUAUUCAACCCCUGUGUAUUGUUCUGUACUCAUUUAACAUCCUGGUGUACAGAGAAGCUCAAGAUACAAGCAGAAACCAGUUUAAAGAGAUUGCUAGGAUGCUGCAUGACUCCUGUGUCCAGGGACAGCCCAGAUUAAGACUUUCACUUAAAUGGGAUUCCAUGCAGCCAGAUGCAAUAUUUUAAAGUCAUUGCUGAAUCAAUCACAGCCUACAUUUUGCUUCUGUCUAGCAAAGUUCAAAGUGAAAGGAAGGGGCUAGCAAACUACAAGGGAUGGUUGCAGAAGCAACAUCCCCCUCUGUGUCUGUCUCAUUCCUCUUCACAAGCAAAUUAUAAGAGGAAUUCCCCAUGGGAUAACACAGUGCAGCCUCCUAGACUUGUCAUGAUGUCUCCUUCCCUCCAUGGUUCACCUUGUCCUUGUGGCUCCUUAUACUCCACCCGGUGUGAAAUAUUUGGCCGCCACCCUCCCCCCACCAAGCUGCCGGACCCGGCAUGAUGACACCCCCACGGCAUCACGUGGGGUGCUCUCUGUGCAGUAAGCUGUGCUUCUCCUGCUUCGGUGAUGAUUCUGGUAGCCUGGGACCAUGGUGAAAUGUGGACUCUGCUGAGGGGCCUGAGACUCUGCAUUUCCCAAAGUUCCCAGACAAGGUCAAUGCUCCAGGUUGGUGAUCACACUUUCAUCAGCUAGGAGCAAGAACAGUGGUUCUCAAACUUCAGCGGGCACCAGAAUGGCCUGGAGGCUAUGGAAACACUGGUUCCAGGGAGGACCCACCCCAGGCUUUCCAGUUCAAAAUAUUCCAGAAGCAGUUCUGAUGUUUGUUCCCUCCCGUUUUUGGCCAAGAUCUGCCAGAGGAUUAAAUUAGCUAUAAAAAAUUCUGUGCCAUUCAAAGAUGUCGAUUCAGACAAAUACAGUGUUUUCCCAACGCUGAGGGGCUAUCACUGGCGAGGGAGGGAUUGCAAUGACAGCAACAAGAUGGCAUACCCCGGCAGAAGGCCGGAAAACUGGGAUGUACAUGAGGAUUCAAACUGUAAUGGCAUUUGGGGUGUUGAUCCAAAAGAUGGAAUUCCAUAUGAGAAGAAGUUCUGUGAAGGUUCGCAGCCCAGGGGAAUCAUUUUGCUGGGAGACUCAGCUGGGGCUCAUUUUCACAUCUCUCCCGAAUGGAUCACAGCUUCACAGAUGUCUUUGAAAUCCUUCAUCAAUUUACCAACAGCUCUUACCAAUGAGCUCAAUUGGCCCCAAAUCUCUGGUGUUACUGGUUUUCUGGACUCCACUAGUGGAAUUAAAGAAAGUUCUCUUUACCUUCGCUUAUGGAAAAGAAACCGCUGCAAUCACAGAGACUACCAGAAUAUUUCAAGAAAUGGUGCAUCUUCCAAAAACCUGGAUAAAUUUAUAGAAAGUUUGUCCAGGAACCAACUGUUGGAUCAUCCGGCCAUCGUUCUAUAUGCCAUGAUUGGAAACGAUGUCUGCAGUGGGAAAGUUGACCCAGUCCCAGAAAUGACUACUCCUGAGAAAUUAUACUCCAAUAUCAUGCAGACGCUGAAGUAUCUAAAUUCCCACCUCCCAAAUGGCAGCCAUGUUAUUUUAUAUGGCUUAGCAGAUGGAACGUUUCUCUGGAAUCAUUUGCACAACAGAUAUUAUCCUCUCGGCCAGCUAAAUAAGGAUGUGACCUAUGCACAUUUCUACUCCUUCCUGAACUGUCUCCAGGUCAGCCCCUGCCGCAGCUGGAUGUCCUCCAACAAGACCCUCCGGACUCUCACUUCAGAGAGAGCAAAACAACUCUCCAAUACACUGAAAAAAAUUGCAAACAGCCAGAAAUUUACGAACUUCGAUCUUUUCUAUGCGGAUUUUGACUUCCAAGAAGUCACAGAGGAGUGGCAGAAGAGAGGAGGGCAGCCCUGGCAGCUCAUUGAACCAGUCGAUGGAUUCCACCCCAAUGAGAGAAAGACUCCUCACCAGAAGCAUGUUAAUGACAAGCCAGAGGACUGGACAACAAAACUGGCUCCUGCUAACAUCGUGGCUUUGCUGCUCUUGGCAGAUCGCUUGUGGAAGAAGGUGGAGCUUCAGUGGCCCCAUGUUCUGGGAAAGGAGAAUCCAUUCAACCCUCAGAUUGAACAGGUGUUUGGAGAUCAAGGGGGACACUGAGCGCCUUCAAAAUAUGCACCCCUAGAAACCUCAGGGAGGCAAAGACUUGGGUAAAGUCAUUCAACAAAUCGUUACAGGUCUGCCGUUUCACAGACUCAUUGGUUUCUCUUUAGCAGCAACUUUGCAAAGCGCUUUUCUCUCAUUUUGGAGUAUAUCUAAAUGACAGUGUGAUUCUGCGUGUUUCAGGGAUCAGUUCCCUGCAGUUGACCUUCAAGUAACCUUUAAUAAAGUGUUUUGGAUGCCAUUCCAAGCAA